Messenger RNA from Pocillopora meandrina, 10219 nucleotides. NCBI's taxonomy places the organism in Eukaryota, Metazoa, Cnidaria, Anthozoa, Scleractinia, Pocilloporidae. The record is from the annotation of a GenBank genome assembly.
AUGAGAGAUCUGUGCUGUUUCUCAGGUUGUGAUCCCGAGCGCCCAGAGUACAAGAAUUUCUUCCAAAAUUUGCAGUUAAUGCCAAGGUAGACAGCUGUUGAAAUUUGCAAGAGCUCGUGGUGGUUUUCUUUACUUGCGUGUUUACCUUACAUCAAAUUUCUUUCGAAAUCGAUAUGUUUGUCGUUAUUCUCCGUUCUUUCUACAGUUUAAACAUUACAAGUUUGAGUCUUACCAGGACUCAGACCUUCAUGAAAAUGGAAAUCUCCUAACGUUAAAGGCAAACAUACAACCCUGGGAAUUCGUGCAGUUCUUGAGUACAGGAACUAUCCAAGCAGAAAUACAACCAGGACAGGUAAUAUAAACUGGAUGCAUUUGAUGAAAAACUCUCCACUGUUGAAGUCAUCCAAAAACCAAAUAACAAAACAUUGACGCUGACGCACCUGUUGGUAGAGCAAGCUGAUUUUGACCCAUGCACCCAACCAUCAGUCACCUUUUUUCGGGGCGCUUCGCUAUAACCUCUUUUUCAGUUUUAUUUAAGUGUUUUAUUACCUUUUUCUUCCUACAGGUGUACGAAAGAUCCUACCUGCGGACCCAGAGGGAAGAAUAUCUCAAGCAACAGCUCACACUGGAGAUAAAGGCCUCGGAGAUAAUAUUUCACACCAUUAAUAUAACAAACGCAUUGUCGCCUGACGAGUACUUUGAAAAGAUUUCACGUCCCACCAUACAAGACAUAUUCGCGAAAGAUCCCUUUGGUGAGUUGCCGUUUUAUUGGUGCGAACUAAGUUCAAUUUCAAAAUAGAGUUAAAACUUUAAGUCUGUAUGCGUGUACGUAUGUAGGUAUGCAUGAGUAUAUGUGUGUAUACUUAAUUGACCACCCCCCCCCCACCACCCCGUGGGGCUUUUUAGGGACAAUAAGAGUAAAUGAGUGAAUAAUGAGUGAAAAAAUGAAUGAACGUGACCAUCUGGUAGGAGGCGAGGUGCUUUAUGAAAAGCACAGCCAAGGAGUUGAGGUCCGGGCAAGUGGGAAGAAUUCCAGUGAGUAGCUGAGAGGAGGGCUUUGACCUGCAACCACCAGAUUACAAGCCCAACGCCCUGACCAUCCGUUCAUACUGUCCUAAAGUCCAUUCUUGGUUUAGUGUUUUUGCCUUUGUGGUAGUUAUAAUGGGAUAUCUGAAAGAGGUAAAGAAAGACAAGGAAGCUGGCAGAUAUAGUGAGAUGAAGGAUGGACAGAGAGAUCCUCACAAUUCCUUUUCACGCGGCUGCAUGGCCUAAAAUUCCUUUAUUUGAUAUCUAGGCGUUUACUCUGAGGAGAAGGUUCAGCGGACGUUGGAUGCAAUGAAAGGAAGGCGUGACAAUCUAAUAAAGGUGAGUAAAUAUUGUGAUGGUCGUUAAACAAUCUUUCCUUUGAUGCAUGGAAGUUUACUAAGGAGGGUCUAUCUCUAUGAUCACAGCUUAUAACUGAAUCAAAAACCAGCGUCACUGCCUUGUUCUUCUACCACGGAGUGAAGAACGAGAUAGGAGGAUGGAAGCAAGUAGAGAAGGUACCUCCUCCGUCUGACAAAGAAAAAGAGAAAAUCCUGCAAAAGUGCAAGAUUUCCAUCAGUAAAUACGCAAAGGCCGUUCUACUUUGUAAGUCGUUCAUGCGAAGUAAUAGCACCUUGGAAAUUCUCAUUGUUGGUGAUGAGGAAACUUACCAAGUGCAGGAGGUCGAGAAGGAAACCUUUGCUCUCAUCCGCCUCAGAGGUUGGUUAUUUAUUUAAGCCCUAUCUGCUUAGCCGGAGUCCAAAAUACGAUGACAUGCUUCUUUUUUGUGACCUGAAAAGUCACUUUAAAGCACUGCCUAAAACUUAAUAGCUGGGAUUAUGAUAGCUCAUGGAAAUACAUGCGUGGGUAUAUAUUCUGAUAUCAUUAAAGAGAAUAAAAUCGACUAAUAGCUGAAUGGAAAGUUAUCUCUCUUAAGACAGAAAAAACCAUGAAUAUAUAUAUGCUGUCAUAAUAAUGUCAGUGAUUUCCGCUGUACCUAUUGACCAGGUUGGGCCAGGCCCACUAGUGAAAUAAGUAAGUUUAACAUUGCAAAGGUUUUGUGUCUCAGUAUUUGUUAAAAUGAAAGUAUGUUUUUUGCAUAAAAAUGGAAACAAUUGUUAAAAAUGUGUUAUACCAUUUGAAUGCUCUCAAUUUAGAGCAGUACGGCAUUGUGUCUUAAAGGUUUGAGGUAAAGGAUAGAUGUUAAUGGCUAACGUCUUCAUAGUUUUCUUUCGUUCGCUUUUCUCGUUGAUUGUUUGUUUCCGUAUUUUCUUUCUCCUAUGGCACAGGGGGAACAGAUGAAGCUAUUUGCUACGCUGAAACAGCCUCAUCUCCUGAAGAUAGAAAAUUCGCCGCUCAACUCAUUAACAUAAACGGGGAUGAGGUGUUGAAUAAACGAAAGGUGUACGAGAGAAGCCGUGCAAACGCCUGGAACAACGAAGAUUCCAUUCUGAAACUCGCCACAGCAAUUAUGAAAGAAAACGCACAGAUGAAAGAAAAAUUCAACAUUGAUGCAAUUGAAGUAUGUGGCUUCAUCUUCAUGCUCCUAAACAUUAUGAUCAGAGUUUGGUAAUACCCUUGUAUGCAGUUAACAGGUUUACUUUAUACGUCAAUGAUUAGAUCGGGGCUAAAUUGUUCGAUUUCCUGGCGAGAUUACCAUUAGAUUUGAAUGCUGGCCAGGGCAACAUAUCAAUUGCCUGGGCUUCGAAGAACCCGGUGCAAAUGAGCGUAUUUCAUGAAAUAACUCACUUUUCAUGAGGUUACAUGUUACUGACUGGGCUAUGUUGUAUGUGCGUACUGUUGAGAGAAGAUGUUCAACAGUAUUGUCGUUGUGCAUGGCCUUGGACAAGUAGCGUUAAAACGGAAAAAGUCAUACAUUUAAAAUCCAUUGUACAUUCACCUAAUUACACGUUUUGCUGUGGUGAGUCACAUUUAGUCUCGGUUGUUCUUUUCCUUUUAGAGGGGCAAUCGAGGCAAAGUAUCUACGAUUUCUAGACGCUGAAAAAAUGGACAAUUUUAGAGCAAGAUAUAGGGUUUAGGGUUAUGUUACCACUGGCAUAAACAAUCUGGGCUCCUUUUUUCAACUGUCUGCUAUCAUAGCACCUCUCUCCACCAGGACACCAUGAGCGGCUUAAGUUUACCAAUACCCUUUCAGUGCUGAAUGGCUAUAUGCAAUGGAUCUGCUUCCCGGCUGGGGAGUACCAAUACAUCUAUUCAAGCUCCCAAAAGUUCACCUGACCAAUGAUUUCGUUGCUUUUAUCUUUACAGAAAAAAGACCUGGAGGCAUUAGAAACAUUGACUCGCAUAAGCCAGAAAGUGAUCAGUAAGCUGGACCCAGGCUAUCUCGAUCCACUAGGUGAAGGCAGCUUUGGCCAGGUUUUCAGAGCGAAGAAGGACGGUCAUGAUGUGGCUGUAAAGAUCCUGAAGAACAUCCAGAGCCGCAAACAAAUAGAGGACUUUGAACGAGAAGUGGACACACUGAGGUUAGAAUAAAGGUGAUCUUUGUAGAAAUCUAGCUAUAUAUGUAAAAUGCACGUUGAUAUGUUACAUUAGCUCAACCUCACACCUUACAAUGCCACAAACUGGGUCAAAACAUCGAAUUUAAUUUUUUUCUGGACUCAGCGCGGAAAGAUAUUUUCAGAUCAAAGAUAGUUGCUGAGCACCAACUUUCCAACUGACUGAUAAAAAAUAAAAGUCCACUCCUUGGUUUCCCCUCAUUGUUACAACAUGUCCAUCCUUAAGCUCUUGAAUUGUUAAACUUAAUCAGUGAUGGCCUACCUGAUUAACUUUCUAAACGUAUAUCUCAACGGCAGAUUAUUCUUGCAAUAAUUGUGACCUCAAUAAAAGUAAUGAUGUAGAGUAAGCCCGUAGGUUUUUUAAAAAGAAGGCGGUUCGAUGCUCUAGCAGACUCGAAUCCAUCUCUUUUUUUCGCCUUGGUUUGUUUUGGUUUUUUAUGUACCUAUUCUUGAAAUGACACUUUGCUAUUCUUCUCGCGGUAUUAACGCUGGCAAACAGCGCCAGCAAGUGAGGGACGAAUUUCACAGCACUUAUUUUAAUUGAUUUAUUUUUUCAGGGAGGCAAAGCAUCCUAAGAUUGUAAAGGUGCUUGAAUGCAUCUCUAUCCAGAAUCAGCUGGCAAUUGUGAUGGAGUUCAUGGCGGGAGGAAAUCUUAAAGCAUAUCUGGAGAAAAACCAUGGAACCGGACAAGAGAAAGAUUUUGCCGUCAGAUUCUUAGAGGAUAUUGGCUCUGCAAUUGAGCAUCUUCACUCGCUCAAUAUCAUGCAUAGAGACGUUAAACCUGAAAACAUUUUUGUGAGUGUAAUAAUUUCACUGUCUCUAUCCUAGACUGCACCAUCUAGAAAUGAAAACAUUAUUAUAUUUAUCGAGGUACAAAAAGGCUUCCUCUUAAAUGCUGUGUUCGUUACCAUCUUAUGUAGUCAUCUCAAGAAAUUGACAAGUAUUUUGUUUUUUUUCUUACAAUGCGUUGGAGGUAAUUUUGCACAUCGCAUUUUAAUCGUCGUGAUGCGACCAGUUUAAGUAGGUCUGUUCUUUACGCCAUUACUUCGUAGCUGUCAGCUGACCACACAGUACUCAAACUCGGAGACUUUGGUCUUGCUCGCGCAACUGAAGGGACACGUCAAACAAAAACCCAAAUUGGCUCGUAUCGCUACAUGGCGCCUGAAGUGGUCAGCAGUGGGGGACAUUACUCCAAGAAAGCUGAUGUUCACAGUUUUGGUGAGCCUCGAUGAUGAUAUAACGGUGACUUGCUUGCUGUUUUUCUCGCUGUUUUGUUUGCCUGUUUGUUAUUUUACUAAGACCAUUCUCUAUCUCUGAAAUCAGAUAGCCGAAUAUAGUCCGCUUUUUGGUAGGAAGUAGAGAAAAACCUUUCAAAAUAAAUUCGACGGAAUUGCGAUUACAUUAGUGUACUUCUGUUUGGUUUUAGUUAAAUUUGGCUAUCAACUUAGAAUAGUUCCGAUCCACAAGAUAUCUGCAAUCUUUUACUUUGAAUUGAUUGUGGUUGACAUUAAUUGCAAGAUUGUAUCAUUUGAACAAGCCAGGUAGACCGUUUCGGUUAAAGAACAGAAAGUUUCACGAAGAAGAUCAAGGGACAACAUUUGGACAAAUUAGUUUUUAAAAAUACUCCUUCUUUGAAGUCAUUAAGUCUCAUGUUAGCAAUGCAAAAACGGGAUAUGUAGUGUAGUUAACAGUUUUUAACGUCAAAAGCUUUUGUUCCACUCUCAAUGAGUUGAUAUCUAUCUAAGAGAUACCUAAACAGUUAAAGCAAGAUUCAGUGGGAAAAUAACAUCAAAGUUGCCUUAUCAGUUACUCGUCUGUCCUUCUCCCACUAGGUUUGUGUCUGAUUGAAGUGCUGAGUGGUAAGGAAGUGUUUGAUAACAUACUGCAGCAUGAAACGGUGUUCAACAAGAAAAUGGCUGGAGAAAAUCCGACCAUUCCGGUAACUAUAGACUGUGAAGAGCCAGAAAUUGUUUAGGAUUAUUGUGGAAUCAGAAUUAUACUAAUAAAAGUAAAUCGUGUCACUCGUGAAACCUUCAACUGGACUUAAUUUUCGUUAUUUUCCAUCAGAAUGAAUUUUCAUUUAGUACUGCAGGACACUGAAUCAAUAACUGUGGAUAAUGGUGUUUAAAAUUACAAUAUGUACGUGAUACAUCAUCAUUCUUUGUCGUUUGAUUCUUUGGCGAAAUCUUCUGUUAACAUGGACUCACAUUUUUCUUUCAGGGUAUUUCUGUUGAAGAAUUUGGAGAGGAACUUGCCAUAAAGCUCAAGAAAAUUAUGGUCGAGUGUCUGAAGCCAGAGAAAUCACGUCCCGAGAUGCAUUUUGUUCUCAACAUACUGAGAGGGAAAAUAUCCACACGCAAAAAUUCAGUGGAGCUGUACUGCGUUGGAACUGGGACAGGCACAACAGGUAUUGAUGCAACGACAUGGUUUUGGUCUUCGCGGAGUAGAGUAGAUCUACUCUGCUUUACUUAUCUAUAAGCCAUAACGUUGCGACCCAGUCUAGAGAGUAGUGAAUUCUUCCCUCAUCUCCACCUUUCUGCUCUUAGAUCCUAUGACUGUAAACGUACUGCGGCCUUUUAUGCCUAUCUAUUUACUCAUGAAAGGCAUGUAUUAAUACAGAGUAGUGGCGGUCCUUUAUGUUUGACCCACAAAAAGUUGCCAUAGUUCCAUGUAUUUUGCCUAGUGCAUGUUAAUCAAUCAAAAAAGGAUAUAGUUUAUAUAAUUAGCGACCAAUUCCGAGGCUGACGCUGAAGGAUGAAAUAAUGGCGACCACAAACACCACUCAACCCUCCUUACUCCCCAUACCUCCAUGUUAGGUGUAAAACGUACUCCAAAAGGAAACAUAGGAAAUAAUGAACUGACGUGUACUCAUGGCACUAUUUAAAACUGAUUUCAGCCGUCCUUCAUGGCCAGCCAAGCUCCUCUGCAAUUGUAUUUCACAAAGGGAAACCUUUGCUUAUGGCGGAUGUUGGAGCCGGUGUCGUCAAAGCUUGUAGGGAGACUUGGUCAGUAAAAUUCUCUAUCCUUCUUCCUUGAUUUGUCCGUGCUUUUUUAGACACCCUUUUAUUGCAUUCCCAGCUUACAACGAGUUCCCAAGGAAUGUUUUUAUCACACACAACCACCUGGAUCAUGCUGGUGAACUGCCUUUGCUCUUCGUAUUCGAGAGCAAGCGGAGAUAUUUGGCUGGCGAACCUCGCUUGAGGGUGCUCUCUGGCCCAGAGGUGCAACAAAAACUGAAGACACACAGAUUGGACGAGAUGCUCAGUCUAUACACACCAGUAAGUCAUAGGUCACUCUUACACUCUUUCGAGUAUGAUGCAAACAAAGGUAACUUGCACAAAUGGAGUGACAUUAAUCAAACUGACUAUUCUUUGUGACUUUUUUCUUCGAUGGAAAAAAAUUAUAGGAGAGCUGCUUCCUUGUAAAAUGUCUAAAUGGCUCUGUGUUAGAUGUUUCAUGCUUGAAUCAUUCAUCAGUAUUAUUAUUGCAAGAACAUGCCUUUUACAAAUCCAGUCGCGAACAGAGAACAUCAAAUACCGACCACAGUGAUAUCUAUCUAAAUAAAUUGAUUCGUUUAAAUUCUGUUGUAAGGGUUAAGUAAGUACGUUAUAGCCCACUCUCGGAAGGAAUUGUGUGUUACAUCAGCCAAGUUGAAGCAACGUAUGAAACAUAGCAGUUAAAACGUGUUUUUUUUUGUUCUCCCGUGCAGGAACAAGUUGCAGACUGGCUGGCGUGUGAACAGGAUGGAAGUCCAACCUACUUGGAUGAUGAUAAACAGUUUUUUAUCAAAACUUACAAGACGCUUCAUAGCGAAAUCUGCUAUGGUGGGCUUGAGCGUUUAUCAGAAUAAUCGUUUGUGUCGACAAGACAGUAAUAGUAUGAUUUAAUACAAGGUGGCUGGAGACAUAGAGGUCUAAGUCACGCUUUAGAAUUAACGGUUCCCUUUUGAGAAGUGGAUUAGGUCAUGGUGUUGUACUGUUAGGCAAGACCAGCUUAAUUCUCACAUCUCCAUUCCGGGAUAGAAUUAAGGUGGAAGGAAUUUAAAUGUCAGCCGGUGAAUUACAAGCGAAAUAAGUUUUUAUUUAAAAAUGUCGCUCACUUCUGAUAGUCAAACCCACUUUUCAUAUUUGAUAUUUCAAGUCUGAAAGCAAACGAGACUGAGUUUUCACUUUAAGUUCUUUUCCAUAGGAUUUGUGCUCUACUUCAAAGAGGAACCAAUUCUUGGUUACUGCGUAGACUCUGGCUUCAGGGAGGACGUGUUCGAGUUCUUCUUCCAGGCCUCCACCGUGAUUGUUGAUGCGAGGGACAAGGGCACUGAGGAACACGCUUCGGUGGGUACUUAAUUUUCAGGUGUACAAAAUAAAGUUAUAAUUUUCUAAAUAGAAACCAUGAAACGGCAAAAAUUUAGUUAUAUAUACACUGGUCUGUUCUUAACUUAAAACUCUCUCCACCUGAAAACAUGGAUCUUGCACAGUUAAGUUGGAGAACCUUAAUACAAAGCCGUAUAACCGAUGUAAGCAGAAUCUGUAGAAAUCGUUCAAGGUAUGUCUUUAGAUUUAGUUGUUGCUUUUAUUUUAGGCCGCUCAGCGGCGCAACUGAUGCAAUUAAGGAGAUAAGAGAAUAAAUCACGUUCCCAUCAGUUGCCUUAUUGUGCUCGCGUAUGCUAGGUUUGUGCUUGUCAGACACUUUGAGGAGGGACCAACUUCAAGAGGUCUUUGAGCUUACUGUGAACAUAAAAAGCUUACCCACCGACUACCAUUAACCAAUCCUCUCUUGUUUUAGUUUGCAGAAGUUGUUGAAUACGUUCAGAGAAUUCAGGUAAGCGACUCUUAGCUUUUUAACAUUUUUUUGUUUUGUUCUGUUUCUAAGUUACGUAAGCUUUUACAGUUUACAUAACGAUAGUAUAUUUACCAAUGCGUCUUAGAGUCAACGAAGAUAUUUUUUUCAUAUUUGCCUCACUCUUCUUCAAAACAUUUAAAAUAAAACCUUACCUUGAUUUGAACCGAUUAAACUUCAAAGAUAGUCGUGAUACUGGGUACAAGGAUGAGACGAAUCUUAUCCUGAGGCGUGGUGGUGAAGACGUGUUGCAGUAUCAUAUUUGCGAGUCUUGUCCAGAACAACUCGUGAUAUAUUGUGCCGUGUCGAGUGAUACUUUGACUCCACGAUUGAGAGAAAAUGUAAAAUUACCUUCAGUUUGAAAUAAAGUCUCAUUUUUGCUCAGUGGCUCUGAACACUUUGAACCAUGACUCUAUCUUUAUGAAUUCUUUAAAAGUGUGAAAACCAGAAUAAAUUCGCUACAUAUGCGAAAGGUUUCCUGAGGCACAACCCGGUACUGCUUUGUCAACUAAAUUGUACGCAAUUCCCGUCGAUUUCUGAGAUGUAAAACUAGUCGAUCAUUUUCCUUUAAUUUGUGUUAGCCUCUGAGUUGGACGGUCCAAAUGGACGAUUCCAGCGGUGGUGCUGGAAGAAACUAGGUUAUGUCUAUGUCCAAUUUUCACUUUCUCGACAAAAUCCUAAGUUAAGUACCGCUAAAAGGUUUGGAAUGUUGGGUGACAACUGAAAACCGAGAGAGGCAUUAUCUCUUAUCGAUACUAACUACCAACACAUCCACAUUAGCUACCUUCAAGUAGAAAGUUUGUAGUUAGGCUGUGACUGUGUUGACCAUUCCCCGACUCUAAACAUUAUCUUCUAUUUUUUGCAGCCUUCAGACACCAAGGUGUACAUAACUGGAUACGGUGUCGACGCAGAGUACCCGGAGGAAGGACUGACAGGAGUAGAACAACUGCGAGCGGAUCAAUACAUCACACUCUGGGAUGAAGAAACCAGUGGCCGUUAGUUCUAAAAACCAAAUCAAGUUCCUCUGAGGAUGAAUAACAAGAUGCUCCCAUUUUAAAUGAAAUUUAAUAGAUACAUAGGUGUGUAAAAAAAAAAAAAAAAAAAUUUCAUGCUCUUUAACAAUAGGAAGACUGUAUUUAUUUUAGUGAAGUUCUUUAAUUUUUUCGUUAUGAUUAGAGAUAUAUUUGUAUAUUUAUUUUAGGUCGGUUUUGGAUGUUAGAAAUUUAAAGCCAAAUCACAAUCGUUAACUUUGAGAAAACCACAAGAUAUGAAAAGGAAGACCAAAGAAUAAAGAAAGAACGAGAGUGGAUUUUAUUGGAGAUCAGUGGAUGAGGAUAAUAAACGAAGAACUUUUAAAAUGGUUUGAGAAUAGUAAAACGAAUUGAUUCAACGUUUCGUAGUCAUCCUGAUGUCACCUUCGAGAUAGCAAACGGAAAGAAACUAAUUGAAAAUUUAAAGUUAGUGUUCAGCCAAUAAAAUGUAACACUUUAAAUGUAAAAUCCACCGCUCGCUGAUCAUGGUAAUCAAUGUAAAUGUUAAACCCUCUGCUGCUGACAGAAGGUUAUGUGCUGUUUUCGUUGACCCCUGUUUGUGGACUAAAUAUCACCGCUAAUUUCCAUUCAGCCAAGCUUGCCUUUCGAUUCGUGGAUUAAAAAAUCGAUAGAAUCUUCAAAGUCACAUACUGCUGGAAAAUCGCUAAUGUUGAACUGAAAAAGAAAACCGACGCUGAGUUGAGCUGAAAGUUAGGGUAAAAUAGUUUGUUGAUCGAGGCUUUGGUAGGAAUAUUGAAGGCAAGCGAGAGGGCGUUUGGUUGUUACCGGAUGCCGCUGGCACAUUAUUAAUUG